AUGGCAUUCGCUAGGGUUCGCUGCUGCGCUGCAGAGAGGCCGCCGCGUCUGUUGUUGCUGCAGCGGAGACUGCAGCAGUCUCCUCGAUUACGAACGCAGCUACAGCAGCAGCAGCAGCCGCAGCAGCACCAGCAGCAAAAUCUCCAACAGUGGUUGCAGCGGCCACAGCGGUGGGGAAGGGUUUCCCUACCCAGGGUCAGUUCUGGCUGUAUCGAGUGCAGCAGCUACAGCAAAUGCUGCAGCAGCAGCAGCAGCAGCAGCUGCAGCAGCACAGUACCUGCGAGGAGCAAGCCUUCUUUGCUUCUUCAGUUUGCUGCAUUUAAAAGGCCUCUGUCUACUGCUGCCACACGUGCUGCAGCAGUUGCCUUCUCACCUCAGCUGCAUCCAGACCUGCAGCAGCAGAAACAACAGCAACAGCAGCAACGGCAGCAGCAGCAGCAGCAACAACAGCAGCAGCAGCACGUUGGUGUUCGGGUACAGAGUCAUUCCUGGAAUACAAAUGGCUUUGGCUGCAGUUACUCAUAUUCAGCAGCUGCAGACAGAGCAUAUUUACCUUCAGCAGCAGCAGCAGGAGCAGCAGCAGCCGGAGCUGCUGCUGCUCCUGCUGCUGCUGCUCCUGAUGUGGUGGCACGGAGGGAUAGAAAGCUGUCUCUGUAUGAACAGCAGCAGCAGCUGCUGCUGCAGCUGCUGCAGCUUGAUCCAUCACAUCAUGAGUUACGUGUAGCUGUCUCCUCUUUGCUUCCUCUUGUGCAGCAGCAACAGCAGCAACAGCACCAGCCGCAGCAACGGCAGCAGCUGCAGCAGCAGCAGCAGCAGUUAGUCCCCUCCCGUGCAUGCAAAGAGGGGGGACGAUUCCCCCUUAUAUUAGGUCUGCUGCUGCCUGCUGCCUUUAUAAAGUUUAUGGUGUCUCCUUUUAGGUGUCUCCUUUCUCCCUAUUCAGGUGUACGUACACCUCAGCAAGGGAUUAAAUCAUUAGUAAGACAACGAAUAGAGUUGCUGCGGGCUUACGCGCUGCUGCUGCCUGUGCUGCAGCAGCUGCUGCACUCUGCUUCAGCAACAAGUUCAGCAGCAGCAGCAGCAGCAGCAGCAGCAACGAGUCCUCCAGCAGCUGCUGCUUCUAAAGAAUGUGGCUACCCGCAUUUGCUGCAGCUUCAGUUGGCAGAUGCAGCAGCAGCAGCAGCAGCAGCAGCAGACCGUCGUGCUGCUGCCAGCUCCCGUUCUGUUGCACCAGGCCGUCGAGGAGCUGCAGCAGCUGAGCAACAGCAAACUGCUGCUGCUGCCCUCCAAGGCGUGCGUGCUGCUGCUGCAUUCCUCAGCAGCAGCACAUUUAGAGAAGUGCUGCAGCAGCUGCUGCAGCUGCCUUCGUUCAAAGCUGCAGCAGCAACCGUCGCAAGAGCUGCAGCAGCAGCAGAAACACAAGGAAGCACCUUCAGCCGCAGCAGCAGUAGCAGCAGCAGCAACAGCAGCAACAGGGCGAAGGAGCUUCCUGCAACAACAGCAGGAGGAGCAGCAGCUGACAAUGAGGCUUUGCUGCUGCAGCAAGGGCUACACGCUUACUUCUUUGCCCCCGUGGAGACAGCUGCUGCGGCGCUGCUGCAGCUGCUGCAGCAGCUCCCUGCUGGUGCAGAUAACCCAGUAGGGGCCCUAGGAGGCCCUUUGAGCUGCAGACUGCUAGCAGUACUUGUCCGUUCCCUUCAAGCCUUUAACGAGGUGCAGCAGCAGCAACAGCAGCAGCAGCAGCAGCAGCAGCAGCAAGGUAGGGCAGGCCCGCAGCAGUGGAGUCCCUUCGCAUUGGGUUGCGUUAGAGAGGUGAUGCAGUUAGCUCGAUGUACAGCUAGCAGUAGCAGCAACUGCAGCAGCAGCAGCAGCAACAACAACAACAACAACAACAACAACAACAGCAGCAGCAGCAGCAAUAUUGGUUCCUUUGCUGCUGCAGCUGCUGCUUUACCCAUGUCCCUCGAUGAGACGCAGAAGCUGCUGCUGCUGCUACUGCAGUCGUUUGCUGCCACCAUAAACUCCGAAGCAGCAGCAGCACCAACAGCAACAGCAGCAGGGACUGCAGCAGGUGUUGCUGCUGUCUGCGAGCAUGCGGGGCCCCACAGUGCUGCUAAGUUGUCUUGGCGAGAUAUAGCUGAUGCAGCAAGAGAUGCAGGGCGGGUACUGACGUCUGUUGCUGCAGAAGGGGGAUCUGCUGCAGCAGCAGCAACAGCAGCAGCAGAAGCAGGAGAACGAGCAGCUGAUGCUGCUGCUUCUGGGAGCAGUAGCUACACAGCCCUUGCUGCUGCAGCAGAGCAAGUGCUGCGUGCUGCAGCAACUGCCUGUACACCCCAUGUAGCUCACAUUCCCCCCACAGACUUGGCGGCGCUGCUGUGGGCUGUUGCUGCUGCAGCACCUCGUAUUUACAAGGAGAUGAAGCAGCAGCAGCAGCAGCAGCAGCAGCAGCAGCAGCAGCAACAGCAGCAACAGCAGCAGGUGUUCGGUCGGCUGCUUCAAGCUUCAAUCCACCAUUUGCUGCUGCCGCAGAGGAAUGCCGAUGCUCUGUGGGGGCAACACUCAGAGGAAUUGCAGCAACAGCAGCAACAGCAGCAACAGCAGCAACAGCAGCAGCAGCAGCAGCAAGCAGCUUCUUUAGGAAGGCUACAGGUUUCCUGGCAGCUGCAGCAAGCAACGCCUUUAGACAGAUGUCUCCUUAUUUGGAGUCUCCUAGCAUGGGACCGAGCAGCAGCAGCAGCAGCAGCGCCUGCUGCUGCUGCUGCUGCUCCGCCUGCAGCAGCAGUUGGUGCUGGUGCCUCUGCAGCCAUGAUAUGGCCCGUGGAGUGGCUAGCUUUGACUGCUGCGUUCAGACAGCAGCAGCAGCAGAAGCAGCAGCAACUGCAGCAGAUGCUGCUGCAGAGCAGCGGCGCCAUGGCCUUGCAUGCAUUGGCUGUGAGAGCAGAUGAACUGACUCGCCCAGCAGACGCCGAUGCAACAGCAGCAGCAGCAACAGCAGCAACAGCAACAACAGCAGCACCAGCUGCUGCUGCUGAGGAUGCUGCUGCACAGAAGGCCGUGCAGGCCGUACGGCAGCAGUGCGGGUUGCUGCUGAAGGACUGUUGUGUGGCAGCAGCAGACGGUCGGCUGCAGCUCGUGAACUGCAGCCGCCUGCUGCUGUCGUUGCUGCACUCUGCUGCUCUUCUUGCUCGAGCAGCAGCAGCACCCAAAGCUGCUGCUAGCUGGAGCGGAGCCCCGCGUGCUGCAGAUAAGGGCCUCGGCAAGGAGGGUGUCUUGCUGCUGUCUCUGCUGCAGCGGCGGCUGCAUGCUGUUCUCCAGCAGCAGCAGCAGCAGCAGCAGAGGCAGUUGUCCUUACCUCUUGCUUCCUUACAAAGUGUCAGUCAGUUGCUGUGGUCCAUGUCUACAACUGGGGUGUACCAUUUGCUGCUGCUGCAGCUGCUGCAGCAGCUGCUGCUGCAACACUUGCUGCAGCAGCAGCAGCAGCAGCAGCAACGGCGAGAGGGUCUGCAGCAGCUGGUGCUGCAGCCACAGAUCCGCAGGCAGCUGCACCGAGCACUCAUGAGGGCGCUAAGGAGCAGAUGCCUGCAGCAGCAGCAAAUAGCAGCAAAGCCUGCCGCUGCUGCUAAGCUGGAGCAGCAGCAGCAGCAGCAGCAGCAGCAGCGGCUGAGUCUGUUCCACACGGCAUGCUGUCUGCGGGGCCUUGAGGAGACGGAGUGUCUCCUCAACUCCAUAGACUUCACCCCUCUUGUACAGCAGCGCCAACUUAUACUGGAGCAGCAGCAGCUGCUGCUGAAGCAACUGCAGCAGCAGCAGCAACAGCAACAGCAGCAGCAGCAGCAGCAGCAGCAGCAGACUGAGGGAUCACUACGCAUCGUUACCAGUGGUCUGCCACAGGCAAGUAAACUUUAUCAGGCUCUGCUGGCGGUGGCUGUCCUUCGCUGUUGGCGACCUCACCUUGUGCACCUCCUGGAAACAGGGGAGACACCUACUGCAGCAGCAGCAGCUGCAGCAGCAGCAGCUGCUGCUGCUGCAGCAACAGCUGGUGCUGCUCCAGGAGACUUAGGUGUCUCCGCUGAGCGCCAAAUGGCGGCGCUGCUGCAGCAGCAAAAUGUCUCUUUUGCUGCCGAGGCAAAAACCCCUGAAGGUAUUUCUGUUGAUUUUGCCGUCCUAGGGCUGCCUUGCAUGCGGCAGCAGCAGCAACAGCAGCAAAAGCAGCAACAGCAGCAGUUGCUGCUGCAGGGAUCCAAGGAGGAGAGCAGCCUGCGGCUUGUGCUGGAGGUGGACGGGCCGUCGCACUACGCACUAGACUGGUGA
Messenger RNA from Eimeria maxima, 4308 nucleotides. RefSeq lists its product as hypothetical. The record is from RefSeq and is a predicted model, not a curated record. Gene Ontology annotation, cellular component: SWI/SNF complex; nucleus. Bases 1 to 4308 code for a protein of 1435 amino acids. Gene Ontology annotation, biological process: regulation of transcription by RNA polymerase II. Gene Ontology annotation, molecular function: transcription coregulator activity. The transcript is spliced from 6 exons. NCBI's taxonomy places the organism in Eukaryota, Apicomplexa, Conoidasida, Eucoccidiorida, Eimeriidae.